GGGCAAGUGAGGCUGCAGCGGGCAGCCGCUCUUCCGCCUGCGUCAGUCGCGCUACGCUGGAAACGGCGCGCAGUCUGGUUGCCAUCUCGCCUUUGACCGCAUGUAGCUGUCGCGGAGUUGGGUGGCUGCUUCUUGGAAAUACAGAUCAUCGUCCGGCGCUGCGCUCCCUCCCGCCCCCUCCACCGGAUCCAGACCCGUCGUUCUCUGCUGGGCUGCAGCCGCCCAGGUUCCUGCUCCUUAUUCACAGAGUGACCGCAACGCGGGACUUUGUGACCUAUUCUGUAUCCCCGCCCCGCCUUGCCUGGGCCCUGCUCUUUGGCUGCCCCAUCUUCCCUGGUCAGGCCCUGGGCCUACUCCACCCGGGCAGCCACCAACAAAUGAACGGAAAGACGGCUAAUCGGAAGAGCCCUGGGUCCUACACAGAGAAUCCAGACAGGGCCAAGGGGGCCCCGGACUGCACUGAGGCCCCUUCUAUUCAGAGUCUGCACUGGCCAGAAGGCUUGAAGGGCGCAGAGAUAAAGAAGGAUGGCCGAGAAGGGACACUACUAAGUAAAUACAACCAGCAAUACCACAAGCUCUUUAAGGACAUCCCCUUGGAGGAGAUGGUGCUCAAAGUGUGCUCCUGUGCCCUCCAGAGGGACCUCCUUGUCCAGGGCCGCCUCUACAUCUCCCCCAACUGGCUCUGCUUCCACGCCAGCCUCUUCGGCAAGGACAUCAAGGUGGUCAUUCCCGUGGUGUCUGUGCAAACGGUGAAGAAACACAAGGUGGCGCGACUCCUCCCCAAUGGCUUGGCCAUCACCACCAACACCCGCCAGAAGUAUGUCUUUGUGUCGCUGCUCUCCCGGGACAGCGUGUAUGACGUGCUGAGGAGGGUCUGCACGCACCUGCAGCCUUCCAGCAGUAAGAGCCUGAGCGUGAGGAACUUCCCAGAGGAACCCGAGUGCAAGUCUCUGGAAGUCCUCAUCCCUGAGAUGAAGUGGAGAAAAAUAUGCCCUGCCACCAGGUCGUUGUUGCUGUCAGACAAUAUCCCCUGCAUCCCUCAGGAGUCGCUGGACUCCACAGAUGGCCUCUUCCCCUCCGGGAAGCCUCGGGGGCCUGAAGAUGCUGCUUGUGAGACCCAGGAGCAGCAGGAAGAGCCAGCGAGAGAGCAGGAGCUGCCCCUCUGGGAUUCCCAUCUCCUCAAGGUCAUCUUCAUGCUGAUCUGCUUCUUGGUCGUGUCCUCGUCCUAUCUUGCAUUUCGCAUCUCCCGGCUGGAACAGCAGCUGUGCUCCUUGGAUUGGGAUGGGCCAGUCCCUGGGCACAGGUAACAGCUGCCUGGCCUUGGUCCUCGCAUCUCUCCAAGAAGAAUGCUCAGGUGCUAAGACUGGUUUGUGCUGCUGCCGUGCUGAGGCCCCGUGUGAAGGGAACAUUCCCGAUCCCCCUCCUCCCCGGCUCCUCCUGCCCUCCGCCAGUGAGCUGAAGCACCUGUUUACAAAGUGACCAGCUCCUCCAGAUCUGAGAUUCGAACAGAAAGCUAGAUUCUUUGAAGCAGCUGAGGAAUUCUGUAUACUAAGCUGCCGCAGCCACUUCAAUGAAUAACAUUUAACUUGCUCCUUGGAGACCGCUCUAGCACACAGGCUGAGCCCUGGGGGCUGCCUCAAGAGACAAAGGCUACACUUUGCGACCUGGAA
This is a messenger RNA of Chinchilla lanigera (long-tailed chinchilla), 1670 nucleotides long. RefSeq names its product GRAM domain containing 2 (gene Gramd2a). The record is from RefSeq and is a predicted model, not a curated record. Bases 378 to 1307 code for a protein of 309 amino acids. Gene Ontology annotation, biological process: regulation of store-operated calcium entry. Gene Ontology annotation, molecular function: phosphatidylinositol-4,5-bisphosphate binding. The transcript is spliced from 14 exons. Lineage: Eukaryota; Metazoa; Chordata; Mammalia; Rodentia; Chinchillidae. Gene Ontology annotation, cellular component: organelle membrane contact site; extrinsic component of cytoplasmic side of plasma membrane; endoplasmic reticulum membrane.